AUGGCCGAUCCUGUGUCCGAGACGACACUCCCUAUUCGUGACGCAGAAAAGCACGGCGCUACCGAGCAAGAAAUCAACCCGUGGGGCGUACAAGCCGCACACGAUGAGCAGGGAAACGUCCUUGCCUUCGACUAUGUCGCAAUUUCACAGAAAUGGGCAACAAAGCUUAUAGACAAUGAGCUUCUCGAGCGUUUUGAACGACUUACGGGCCAUAAGCCGCACCGCUGGUUAAGACGAGGACUGUUUUUCUCACAUCGAGACUUCGACAAGAUACUUGAUAAGUAUGAGCAUGGCGAGCCAUUUUUUAUGUAUACGGGAAGAGGUCCAUCUAGCGAUGCGCUGCAUCUCGGCCAUACAAUCCCAUUCUCUUUUACAAAGUGGUUGCAGGAUGUAUUUGAUGUUCCAUUAGUUAUUAUGCUUACGGAUGAUGAAAAAGCUCUCUUCAAGGAUAACCUGACAUUUGAGGAGACAUAUAAAUUCGGAUUACAAAAUGCAAGGGAUAUUAUUGCUUGUGGCUUUGACCUGAAAAAGACGUUUAUUUAUAGCGAUUUGGAUUAUAUCAAAGGCCACAUGUUGAUGAACGUGUGGGAGUUUUCGAAGCUUGUUACCUUCAACCAAGUGCGGGGAGCCUUUGGAUUCAACGAGAGCACUAACAUUGGACGAAUUUUGUUUCCGGCUGUGCAGUGUGUAGCAUCCUUCGCCACAUCAUAUCCAGAAAUCUGGUCCGACAACCCACCAGCAGAUCGGACAAAAGAAAUAGCAAAAAUCCCGUGUCUUGUUCCUAUGGCCAUUGAUCAAGAUCCAUAUUUCCGACUUGUGCGAGACAAUGCCCACCGCAUGCGAUAUCCAUCGCCCAAGCCAGCACUAAUACAUUCCAAAUUCCUUACAGCACUCCAAGGUGCUGGUGGUAAAAUGAGUGCAAGUGAUCCAAAUUCUGCAAUUUUUAUGACCGAUACGCCAAAUCAAAUCAAGAACAAAAUCAAUAGACAUGCUUUUAGCGGAGGAAGGGACACUAUAGAGGAACAUCGACUACUCGGGGGCAACCCAGACGUUGAUGUAUCUUUCCAAUAUCUCUCCUAUUUCGAAGACGAUGACGAGAAACUCAAAAAUAUAGAAGAAAGCUACAGGAAAGGUGAGCUGCUGACAGGAGAACUGAAGAAGCUUGCCAUCACAUUAUUACAAGGAUACGUGAAAGAUUUCCAAGAACGGAGAAAAGAGGUCACCGACGAUAUCCUAAAGCAGUUUAUGACACCUCGCAAGCUGGAGUGGAGAGGAAAUCCAAACCCAGUACCAAGGCCGCCGAAGGCAAAGGAAGUGAAAGGGAAACCCGCUAAAUAA
Molecule: messenger RNA, 1338 nt
Organism: Ophidiomyces ophidiicola
Lineage: Eukaryota; Fungi; Ascomycota; Eurotiomycetes; Onygenales; Onygenaceae
Gene: WRS1
Product: tryptophan--tRNA ligase
Exons: 9
Coding region: 1-1338 (445 amino acids)
Biological process (GO): tryptophanyl-tRNA aminoacylation
Cellular component (GO): cytoplasm
Molecular function (GO): tryptophan-tRNA ligase activity; ATP binding
Source: RefSeq, a predicted model, not a curated record